AUGGGGGCGUGCCCCGGACAGCCGUGCUUUGGCGCUCAAUUAAAACGGAACCAAAGUCAAAAGUCAGCGAGAGACAUGGGAAACCCACGGAGUCCUAGCUGCGAUGGAUUAACACAUCUCCGGGGGCAACAUCUCUGCCGGCGACAACCCUCAUGGCAAGGUCUUUUGCUCGCAGGCUGGCCUGUCAUAUAA
Drosophila teissieri is the source of this 192-nucleotide messenger RNA. RefSeq lists its product as uncharacterized. NCBI's taxonomy places the organism in Eukaryota, Metazoa, Arthropoda, Insecta, Diptera, Drosophilidae. The record is from RefSeq and is a predicted model, not a curated record.